UUGCGUUGCCUCUUUUUGCUUUGUUCGCCGGCCUGGUGCUUUUUCUUGUGGCCGCUUUGCCUUCCCCUCCCGCCCUUCUCCGCGAGAGGAGUGGGGAGGGGGGGAAAAGAGGAAGAGGAGGAGUGCAAACAGAAAUGCAGCGCGGCUCGCCCUGAGCCCUGCCGCGGGAGCGGAGCGGAGCCGCGGGACGCGUCCAUGUGCGCGCAGUGCCGCGCCGCGCCUGGGAGCCACCGCGCUGGGGCCGGGGCCGGCUGCGGGCCGGGGGGGCUCUGACUCAUCCCACGGCCCCUCGCCCCAGCGGAGCGGAGCGGAGCCGCGCCGCGGGGACCCGCGGAUCCUCCGCGCACCCUCCUCUGGACACAGCAGCCGCCGGCGGACCUUUGCGAGCGGGGCGGCCGCCUCCCGGAUUUACAAGGCGCGGGGGCACCGCCGGCCCGGCCGGGAUUUGCGCUCUCCGGGGACGGACCCAUGGGCGGCGGGGUCCGGCGGCCAGCCAUGGUUGUUAGCCGGAGCGCCCCGCUCCGCCUGGCCGGCUGAGCGCUCCCCGCUGCCGGGACUCGGGGCCGCAGCGCGCUAAGCGGGGCGUCCCCGUCCCCCCGGGGCGCGGCGGCGGCUCGGCCCCAGCGCGCUCCCCUGGACCGGAGCGGCGAGGCGAGGCGCGGGGGGCCCAUGAGCGGCGAUGGCAGCGGCUAUCGCCAGCUCGUUGAUCCGGCAGAAGCGGCAGGCGAGGGAGUCCAACAGCGACCGGGUGUCCGCCUCCAAGCGCCGCUCCAGCCCCAGCAAGGACGGGCGCUCCCUCUGCGAGAGGCACGUCCUGGGGGUCUUCAGCAAAGUGCGCUUCUGCAGCGGCAGGAAAAGGCCGGUGAGGAGGAGACCGGAACCCCAGCUGAAGGGAAUUGUGACAAGGUUAUUCAGCCAGCAGGAAUACUUCCUGCAGAUGCACCCAGAUGGUACAAUUGAUGGGACCAAGGACGAAAACAGCGACUACACCCUUUUCAACCUAAUUCCUGUGGGUCUUCGUGUGGUGGCAAUCCAGGGGGUGAAGGCAGGCCUGUACGUUGCCAUGAACGCUGAGGGCUAUCUCUACAGCUCAGAUGUUUUCACACCAGAGUGCAAAUUUAAGGAAUCUGUCUUUGAAAACUACUAUGUUAUUUAUUCUUCCACGCUGUACCGGCAGCAAGAAUCCGGACGAGCGUGGUUCCUGGGACUCAAUAAAGAAGGUCAAAUUAUGAAGGGAAACCGGGUGAAAAAAACCAAACCCUCAUCACAUUUUGUACCCAAACCCAUUGAAGUGUGCAUGUACAGAGAGCCAUCGCUGCAUGAAAUUGGAGAAAAACAAGGACGCUCUAGAAAAAGUUCAGGGACACCAACCAUGAACGGAGGCAAAGUCGUUAACCAAGACUCAACAUAGCUGACAAACACCCUCCCUCCCUCCAGCUCCUCCCCUCCCACCCACCUUCCCACCCCACCCGGCGAACCCACACUGAGAGGACGACAGCUGAGCAAGGCAGGACCUACGGUAGUGGCUAGGAGCCCGAACUCCAGGAGCUUCCUUUAUGUAGGACGAGGAAACCGAGCCCCAGAUCUUGCCUGUUGCAACGUUUUAAAAAACAAAAUAAAAAACACACACACACGCAAAAAAAAAAAAAAAAAAAAAGA
This is a messenger RNA of Phasianus colchicus (ring-necked pheasant), 1659 nucleotides long. RefSeq names its product fibroblast growth factor 12 (gene FGF12). NCBI's taxonomy places the organism in Eukaryota, Metazoa, Chordata, Aves, Galliformes, Phasianidae. The record is from RefSeq and is a predicted model, not a curated record. Gene Ontology annotation, molecular function: growth factor activity.